Molecule: messenger RNA, 2225 nt
Organism: Polyodon spathula (Mississippi paddlefish)
Lineage: Eukaryota; Metazoa; Chordata; Actinopteri; Acipenseriformes; Polyodontidae
Product: mediator of RNA polymerase II transcription subunit 18
Exons: 3
Coding region: 706-1332 (208 amino acids)
Biological process (GO): regulation of transcription by RNA polymerase II; termination of RNA polymerase II transcription
Cellular component (GO): core mediator complex; mediator complex
Molecular function (GO): transcription coregulator activity
Source: RefSeq, a predicted model, not a curated record
CUGUAACAGCAGUUAGAAUAACCAAUAGAGAAACACGGGGAUACAACUCAUCAAACCAAACCCAACAGUUUAUAGACAGGAUGAUUCAAAUACACCCAGUAUCUGACCUAUAGGGUAUAGGAAUAAUCUAUACAUUUUACAUUAGCCCAGGUAUUGAAUUCAUAAGUGCAACACAUACUAUACACAUCACACAGCUGAACACUGAACACCACGUCUCACUCUGCAAUACACAAUAAAUCAUGUAGUUAAACGGGAAUAUGUGGAGUAUAUUUUUUGAAAAACGAUGUAUAGAAAACGACGGAAAUCGACCUGCGCAGUCUCAACUAGGCGAUGCGCAUCUCUGUAGCGGUGAAUUUGAUUACUGGACGACUUCGGCCUCCGAUCAUUUAAAUCUGAGUGCAAGUGGAGAGGAACUCCGUGCAUUGGGAUGUACUGGAUAUAGUCUGGGUUUGGGUCUGUCAAUGUCAGUAGAGGAAGGGUUUCGUUUCCUUUCAUAUUGCCGUGUUUCAUUUUAUUGAGCGCGGCAAAGUUAAAGCCACGGAUUAUAUUAAGACACGUACCCGGCGGAAGAGAAGCAGGAACGGGUUGCAGCAGACCAUAAAAGUCGGGGACCGGAGUUCUUGAAAAGUGUCUACAUUUCUAACGAGAUACAGUCUUGCUUUCUUCUCUCGGUUUGUUUUGUCAGCUCAAUUGAGGUCAGUGAUUAUGGAGGCUCCUCCUGUCACUGUGAUGCCUGUCACAGGUGGCAGUAUUCACAUGAUGGAGUACCUGCUGCAAGGCAGCGUGCUCGACCAGGCUUUAGAGAGCCUGCUCCACCGCCUGCGUGGUCUGUGUGACAACAUGGAGCCGGAGAGCUUCGUGGAUCAUGAGAUGGUGUUCCUGCUGAAAGGGCAGCAGGGCAGCCCCUUCAUCCUCCGGGCUAGGCACUCCCUGGACCGGCCUACUGCCCCCUGGCACCUGCGCUACUUGGGUCAGCCCGAGGUGGGAGACAAGAGCAGACACGCUCUGGUCCGCAACUGCGUGGACGUGUCGGCCUCCCACAGCCUCCACGACUUCCUGCUGGAGAUGGGCUUCCGAAUGGACCACGAGUUUGUGGCCAAGGGGCACAUCUUCCGGAAGGGGGCCCUGAAAGUGGUGGUGUUUAAGCUGUUUCGAAUCCUCCUGCCAGGCAACACUGAGAGCACGGAGCCCCUGUCCCUCUCCAACCUCGUGGAGCUCAGUGUCUUAGCCCCAGCUGGCCAGGACAUCGUGUCUGAUGACAUGAGGAACUUUGCAGAGCAGCUCAAACCCCUGGUCCACCUGGACAAGAUCGACCCCAAGAGGCUAAUGUAGACACCUGCAGCUUCGGGACGCUUGCAACAGAGGGUCACCAUUUAUUGAGUGUGAAACUACAUUGGAUGUGAUCAGAUUUUCAAUAUCAAAUACAAACUGUAAGAUUAUCUUCUGAACUCCCUAAGUGUGUAAUAUUUGAAAUCCAAAAGAAAGAUGCUAAUUUAAUAAGAAGAAAAUACAUAGACGUGUACACUUUCAGGUAAUUUCAUGAUUAGCUCUAGUAGCUCAGCAUUCAAUUAAUUGCAUUUAAAAUAAUACCUACCUUUCCCUUUGAGAUCUAUAAUGCAUAUUGGAAACUAGGAAGAAAAUAAUUUCAAUUUGAGAUGUGUUUAGAUAAUUAACACUAUUAUAUUGAUACCCCAUGCAAAGAAAACAAGUUACUCUUGGGGGGGGGGGGAUUAAUUCAGCACAGGAGAGUGUAAAAUUCUAUUUAUUGAUGGGGUACAUGUUUGUCCCAGCAAUAAAAUAUUAGAAAGAAAUCAUGAUUUUCGUCUCUGUAUUGUAUUGAGGUAUAAUAGGAAAGAGACUUUUGGCCAAAACAUCUUCUAAAUAUAGGUUCAUCAUAUCCAACUUGUUAUAGUUGAUCCUCUCCAGCAAUAAGCAGGAAAUAGUGCUUAGACUCUGAUUUAGACUUUAAAGGUCAAUUACAGUGUUCCAGGGAUUUAGUCCACAUAUAGUGGACUAAAAUGCAGACUAGAAAAUCCUGCAGAUCUGUCUAGCUUAAUCCUGGUUGUAGUGUGCCAAACAGAUUUUACUGGUAAUUGGUUUAGCUGAUUGGAACGAGUAGAAUAAGUUAGAACAAUAAUGAGCACUAACCUAGAGCUCUGGCCAAAGGUUUUGCAUCACCCUAUAGAAUUAACUAAUCCUGUUUCAUAAGAUUGAAUGAAACCUGC